GCUGAACACACAGUAGUGUGACUUUAAGUUUUAUUUUUUAGAACCCCACCAAAAAAUCCGGUAAUAAACUUUUUUAUUUAUUAUUUUUGACUGUACCUUUCCUUUGUUAUUUUUAUGAUAAAAAGAUUUAUAAGUAAAAUGGCUUUCUCCCCUUCUGAAUUUAGACCCUUUACGCUUGAAAAGAUUGAACGUGUCAAUCAUAACGUCAGUCUCUUUCGUUUCAAGUUGCCCAACCCCACUGACGUGGCAGGUUUACCCACCGCUUCAUGUGUUGUCUUCCGUUCAGAUAUUACCAAGGAAGGCAAGACAGAACAAGUCAUUCGCCCUUAUACACCUACUUCUUUAGAAAAGACCCAAGGUCAUGUUGAUUUUGUUAUUAAGGAUUAUCCCACUGGUGUCAUGAGUAGACAUAUCCAUUCUUUAAACGUGGGUGAUUCCGUCGAUAUCAAGGGUCCCUUUGUCAAGUACAACUGGGAUGAGAAGCCCGUGAGCCAAGUUGGCAUGGUUGCUGGUGGCACAGGCAUCACUCCCAUGCUUCAAUUAUUGCGCAAGGUUUUCAGCCCCGAUUCAUCUGAUAAGAAAUCGCAAUUCACUUUAAUUUUUGCCAAUCAAACAGAACAAGACAUCUUGUUCAAGGAAGAAUUAGAUGGCUAUGCAAAGGCCUAUCCUGACCGUUUUAAGGUAGUCUAUGUAUUGGAAACUGCGCCCCAAACUUGGGAAGGUUUGACGGGUUAUAUCACACGUGAUGUUGUGGAAAAGGCCUUACCUCAACCUGAUGUCGAGUCCUCCAUCAUCUUUGUAUGUGGUCCUCCUCCCAUGAUGGAAGCCAUCAGUGGUGACAAAAACCCUGAUAAGAGCCAAGGUACCUUGAGAGGCUUUUUGAAAGAGCUUAAUUACAUUCAAGAUCGUGUUUGUAAGCUUUAAAAUAUACACUAUUUUUACAUGUAAA
Messenger RNA from Mucor mucedo, 949 nucleotides. RefSeq lists its product as uncharacterized. NCBI's taxonomy places the organism in Eukaryota, Fungi, Mucoromycota, Mucoromycetes, Mucorales, Mucoraceae. The coding region runs from base 115 to 924 and encodes 269 amino acids. Gene Ontology annotation, molecular function: cytochrome-b5 reductase activity, acting on NAD(P)H. The record is from RefSeq and is a predicted model, not a curated record. The transcript has 4 exons.